Saccoglossus kowalevskii is the source of this 4635-nucleotide messenger RNA. RefSeq names its product general transcription factor 3C polypeptide 1-like. Lineage: Eukaryota; Metazoa; Hemichordata; Enteropneusta; Harrimaniidae. The record is from RefSeq and is a predicted model, not a curated record. Gene Ontology annotation, cellular component: transcription factor TFIIIC complex. Gene Ontology annotation, molecular function: DNA binding. Gene Ontology annotation, biological process: transcription initiation at RNA polymerase III promoter; 5S class rRNA transcription by RNA polymerase III.
AUGGACAGAUGCACUGGCAACGCCAGAGGCUCACCGCCGGUAUUAUCUCCUCAGUUUAUGAGGCGGAUUUGUACUCAGUGUACGCAGCAAUUGCAGGAAUGGAACCCGCAUACAAAGUGUUAUCGUUGUUUCACGUGCGUUCGGGAUUCGGGUGCCUGCCCAGAGAAUAUUUGUAAUCGCUGGGGUUCGGAAGCCUGGGAGUCGUUCCAGCAGUACAUCAAGAUAGCCGAGACUGACCGCGUCGCUCAUUCACAAAAGGUCGCUCGAGUUCGACACCGAAGUAGGCCUGGUUCGCCAAUCUCAAGCGCGUUGCCUAGCUCUAAGCAACCUAGCAGAACGCCUAGUCAGCGUACCUUCAGUGUCUCUCCGAGAACUAAUGCGGCUCAUCGCAAUGAUGACCUCCGUUUGAAGGGUAGUUCCCCAGGCCGCACUACGCAGCUGCCCGGUCCAACGCUUGUUAUUGGAACAACGAGCUCACCUACGGGAACCAAACAGAUGGGUAUUCAUCCCGGACCAAGUAAAGGAAACCCUGUCCUGGUGGUCGUCACUGACCAACCUCAGACAGGGGGUCCCCUUGGACCCACUCGUCACAACCAUGACUCUGGUAACAGACGCCUCCCUCCAAGGGUGGGGAGCGCAUCUAUUGGACAAACAAGCCCAAGGAAUAUGGCCCCCGCAAUGGGUUUGGGACCACCAUAUCAACUAGCUCGAGCUGAAAGCAGUGCACCUAGCACUUUCACGCUUUCGACUCGAAGUUCAAGACCACAGAGUCCUGCUGCGCACAGACAACGCAGCGGUGGGGUGAGAAACGGUCUGGCAGACGCCCUUUCAAGGCGCCUCUGUCUCCAGAACACGGAGUGGCAGAUCCUCCAGUGGGUAACCUCCAGACUGUUUUGGCUGUGGGACGGUCCAAAGAUAGACCUGUUCGCUGCACUCCGGAAUGCCAAGCUCCCGACAUACGUAACACUCCUGCCGACACCAGGAGCAUGGGCCGUGGACGCCUUAUCGAUCCCCUGGUCUCACAUGGACAGCACAGGCAAGAGUUAUGCUGUACGUUUGCCAGGAGGACGUCUACAGCAUUCAGUUUUACUGAUGUUAAAACGCUUUCAUGUCGAUUACCGUAGUAAAUAUGAUGUCCUAUCAGAGAAACUGUCAAACUUAUUAAAGACCAAGCCUGACCAGAUGGAUGUAGCAGUUAAUGUGAAAUGUGAAAUGGGUCUUGAAUAUGAAGCAUCAGCUUUCAAAAAACUUCUCAAGUAUGCAUUCGGUUUGAAUUUCGUAAAAAUGGUAAAUGUAACCAAAAAGGUUGAGACGGCACCCGACAAAAAUGCACUGCCAGAAAGAGUUGCCCAGAUUCAUGAAUUACCAUUAUUGAAUCAGGUUUAUAAUAUAGUAGAGCAACAUGGAUCAAAUGGGAUUUCACUUCGUACUUUGCAGAGAAUGAUGAAUUUAGGCAAAGUGGAGAUUCGUCAAAUUGGUAAAAAUCUACUGAGAACUGGAACCGUAGCUUGCAUACCUCAUGAUGAAGGUAGACAGAGAACAUACAGGUAUGUGACAGUGCGUAAUAUUGCAAGUAGUCAAAUACAGAAAGAUUUAGACAAAGCAAAGAAAAAAAGCAUGAUACUGGAAAUGCAGAAGAAAGGAACAAGCAGUGUGAAUGAUGAAACGGGCUCACUGGAUCUAGGUGAUGGAAGCGUGCAUUCCACGCCAUGCAGUACACCGUCUAUCUCACCUUUACCGUCUGCGGGUAAUUCCAGAACCAAUACACCUGAACCUGUGGAAGAUAACGCAGCUCGAGAGAUGUCUGAUCCUGGUCGGUCUAAAGGCAAGAUGCCCUUAACAACUCGUGUUCUGAAAAGACGCAAUAUUAUCAUUGAAACUGUGAGAACUUGCCGAGUGGUCCAAGGUGUAUUUUCUUUGCUGAAGGCUGUUUUAAGUGUUGAAAAAGAUGAAGGUAUCAGUUAUCGCUGUGAUAAGAAGUCAAUCGUCAGGCUUGUUAAGGUGUUGGUGCAAGAAGGGUUGAUACGUCAGUUUACCACCAUUGUAGCCAGUGAUGAUGGAUCAGCCAGAAACAAAGUAGAUUUCAUUACUGAUAUUAAUAUUCAGCCAAAUGAUGAACUGGUGAAAAGUGCUAUAGCACAGGUUAAAUUCCGAAUGGAGAAUGUUAUUAGACAUAAGCAGGAAAAAGCUGAAAAAAGAAAACAGCCAAGUAAAGCCAUUAAAGUUACUAUAUCAUCGCCCAAAAAAAGUAAAAAAAGAAAAUCUGAUUCAAGUAACGAUGAUGAUGAACGAGAAGUGUCAAAGACUUGUAAGGAGAGUCCAAGUACCGGUAAAUUGAGCAGUGUUGGAAGUAAUGGUGAUGAAGACAAAAAAACAGAAGAGGGUGCAGUGAGGUUAGAGAGACUAAAAGGGACCCCAAAACUUUUGAAAGACAUCAUGAAAGUUAAAGGAAAUUACUUUGAUCCACAAGUAUGUGCUGAAGAAUAUGUGGCACUUGUUGCUAGUAUGAAGGAAAAAUUCAGUUCAUUGCCAGCUAACCUGAAAUUUGACCUUCCUGAGACUAUAGAUGAACUUUAUAAACAAUAUAAACUACUUCCUGUUGGUCAGCAAAUAAAUUUUGAUGAUAAAGUUGUUGUGAGAACCAGAAGAGAUAUUGUCAAAGCACAGCUCACCAAUCUAAUACAGAUUUCUCUACUAAUGGAUUCUAGUAAGUACAAUUCCUACCAAGUAUUCAAGAUAUAUGAACAGUACUCCACUGACUUAUUAGAAUCUGCGUUCAACACACUGAGAAAUAGAGGACUUGUUAACAGAAAACGAGCAAUUUCUGGUUGUAAAACGACUCGUCAUGUGCCAUUUGCUGCCAUGUCUUACCAGUUAUCUGCAGCUUACCAGAGAUACUUUCUAAGUCUUAUGCCUGCUAGUCUCUUUCUGGAAGUUAAAACUUUCCUACAAAAACUUGCCAAGUCUACAUCAGAUCCCAAGGAGCGAUGGGUAGAAUUCCCUAAUGAAGCUUGUGGUGGAAUAGUGUGUACUAUGGCAACAUUAAUGACCAUGAAAAAGAUGUUCUUCGAUGUGACUGUACCUGAACAGAUAGUAGUUGUGGAUAGCGACCUUAUGGAGAACAAAGUUUUGAGUUCUAGUAAACAGACUUUGAGUAAUGUCAGUUCAGAUAGUGAUGAUGAUGAUGACGAUGAUGAUGAUGAUGUUAUUGCUCCUGUACCAAUACUGCCAUCACCUGUCAAGACCCACAAAUCCACUGAAGUGGUGAACACAACUACUGUGCAAUCUCAAUCCAUUUCAAAAGAUAAUUUGCAAGAGCCUAUUGCUAGUACUUCUGGAAUGCAACCUGCUCCAUUGUUGAGCACAUCGUCUGUCAAUUCCGGACCAAAACCUGCUCCAGUGGCAAGCACAUCGUCUGUCAAUUCUGGAACACAACCUGCUCCAGUGGCAAGCACAUCGACUGUCAAUUCUGGAACACAAUCUACUUCAUUGCCAAGCACAUCAACUGUCAAUUCACAAAAUCCUGCUUUUGAUGUGACACCCAGACAAGCUUCAAGAUCUAACUUACUGUUAUACCGUGGACAUUAUGCUCCGGGAAUUGUUAGUAAACGUAACCUGAACCCUCAGGACAACAUUGUAGUCAAUGCAUGCACUAUUUUGGUGACUCUAACAUCAGGAAAUGACGGUGUUCAUACAUGUAUUAAGUGUGAGAAUAAGGAACAAGAGCAAUGUCUGGUGGAUGAAUCUGAAGAAUCCUUGGAUUGUGUAAAACAAUUGAUGUGUAAGUCCUUGAGUGACAUGUGUAACAACAGUAUUGUCCCCAGUGAGAAGCCACAAUUAGAUGAUGUUGUGAAUACAUGUAAAGAUCAAGGAUACAGUGAACCUGUACUUAAAAUGUUAGUGGAGAUCUACAAUGUUAUUGAGAGUAAGAAGGAAUUUGGAAUUGCGACACGUGACAUGUACCAGCAUAGUGUGAUCAGCAGGUAUGGCAUGUCCAGAGAGAUAGUGGAGACGGUGAUAAAACUACUACAAGAUAAGUCACUGAUAAUUGAAGCUGGCAUUUCCGUACCCACUUUAGUUUCUGUACACCAUGCUUCCCCAUGGAUGAUCCACUCACUGAAACUUAAAGACAAUUCAUCAAUUCCAAGUGAUCCAAUUCAUCCAAUCCAAUCAAAAAGUGAUCCAGUUGAUGCACCAACUGAUACUCCAAGGAAAGGUAGAAGUAAAGAGAAGGAAACUACAUCUGUAGAGACACCUACAUCUUUUGAAGAAGGAGUUUUUGAACCCGUGGAAUUCUUAUCCCACCCAUGGCAUACAGUAGAAGGUACAGCAAAUGAGACAUCAUUGGCCAGCAUGUUAAAUGGUUUGAUGAUGACAAUUAUGAACUCACCAGGUUUAAGUGAAAAAAGUUUAUUACAUAGAUACCAAGGUGUACUUUAUCCAGUCUCUGUCAAACACUUGUUUAAGAUGUUAAUUGAUAUGGGAUGUAUCACAAGAUUGGCGAGAGUCAAAAGGAAGUGUUCUUUGUUUUCCAGUCCAUGGCAGGCUACUCCAGAUAUUGGUGCUGAAGAAGAUAUAUAUUAUGAGCCCACAGUUGAUGGUGUAUUGAGACUUGCUGCAGCUUUACAUCAAUAA